UACGUUUUUGACGUACGAUGGGGCCGGUCCGGUCAGAGCGUGCAGGGCGGCCGACAGAGUCUCUGUACGACACGGCUGGGUGGCGUGUACGCAGGUUGGGCGCAGGACGGCCGCUCUCUCGUCCUACGUCUAGCACGGGAUCCCUUUUUAGAUUUGGGGGAAAGACAACGCUGAGCCGGAGGCAGUGGUGCGCGCCCAUGGUCGUUCAAGCUCUGCUCAUGGCGAUUUCAGUUGCGGCGGCGCCGGCGCUCGAAUUUGGUGCAGAUCGACGUCGGCGGCCAACGAUCCAGCAGCGCGCUUGGGGGCUUCCGUUUCGGCCGGUGGCGGCCGCGUCAAUAGUAGGCUCGCCGGGUUCUCCGGGGGGUCCUUGGCAGCGGCAGAUCGGCAACACGCCAGAUGUGCAAUCAGCGGGUGCCUCCUGCACGACAUUGAGCUCUGGCGGGGGCGGUUGGCCAUCGGCGGACGCAGGGGCUGGCGCACAUUCUUCUGGCGCGCCCGCGCUGAGCCACGACGGCCCCGGCAGCUCGCUCGGCGCUGCGGCGACCUGCAACGGUGGCGUCGCUGGGCACAAGAAAAGUUGCUCCAACCCAGUUCUGUUGUUCUGUAUCUCCAGUUCUAGUCAUCUGUCUUGUGUCUUUGUAUCUCUAUUUGAUCCUGAAGGCUGUAUUUGCACUGGUCUAUUUGCUUUCAAUUGGGAUUCGAAAGACUUAUGUUUGAGCUCACCAGGCUGUAUGGGAGUGUUACGGGUGGAGUUUUUCAUCCAAUAAUUGAAGUGAAAUUG
This is a messenger RNA of Triticum aestivum (bread wheat), 781 nucleotides long. RefSeq lists its product as uncharacterized. The transcript is spliced from 2 exons. The record is from RefSeq and is a predicted model, not a curated record. Lineage: Eukaryota; Viridiplantae; Streptophyta; Magnoliopsida; Poales; Poaceae. The coding region runs from base 18 to 767 and encodes 249 amino acids.